Messenger RNA from Drosophila kikkawai, 3400 nucleotides. RefSeq names its product breathless (gene btl). Gene Ontology annotation, biological process: positive regulation of kinase activity; cell surface receptor protein tyrosine kinase signaling pathway; protein phosphorylation. Gene Ontology annotation, molecular function: ATP binding; transmembrane receptor protein tyrosine kinase activity. The record is from RefSeq and is a predicted model, not a curated record. Gene Ontology annotation, cellular component: plasma membrane; signaling receptor complex. NCBI's taxonomy places the organism in Eukaryota, Metazoa, Arthropoda, Insecta, Diptera, Drosophilidae.
CCGUUCGAUCGUUACUGUCGGUUAGUUGUUUGCGCACUUUCAAGCCAAUCGGUUGGCUUUGCUCGGUUCCUUCCACAAAACUUUACGGAUUACGAUACAAUCACUUGGCUGCUGUUGAACUCAAAGAGAAUCCACUUGAGCCAUGGCAAAAGUGCCGAUCACGCUGAUGAUCAUUGCGCUUGUUUCGGCAUCUCCAGACCUGGGCUGCGACUUUGCCCAUCACAGCUGCCGCAUCGAUGUCACCGCGGAAAACAGUCCCCAGCAACGCCACAUUCCCGCCGAUAUGGACAUCACGCUGCAGUGCAUCCGACCCACGGCCAAAUGGUUCUAUCAGGAUAAGUUUCAGUCCAGGGCCACUGUCUUGCAACUGGAACGAGCUCAAUCCUGGAAGUCGGGGAACUACGGCUGCUUGGAUGGCCAAAACAGAUGGUUCAAUGUCUCCCUGAUAAUUGGCUACAAGGAGGCAGGAGGCAAUGAUAUAGCCAGCUUUGCCAAUGUGGAUACUGCCCAGAGGAUACCCCAGUCUGAUCUCUUCUUUCAGCCACUGAAUGCGAAUGCCUCGCUGAGAUUGCUGCAACCACUUCCUGAGUUCGUGCAACGCACUGCUGGCGGUCUCUUCCAGCUGAGCUGUACUCCCAAGGAUCCGGAGGCAACAGGAGUGAAUAUAUCCUGGCUGCACAAUGACAAGCAAAUUUUGGGUGGACGCGGCAGAAUCAAGAUCAAAAAGUGGUCUCUGACCGUGGGGCAACUACAGCCUGAUGAUGCGGGAAGCUAUCGCUGUGAGUUGUGUGUGGAGCAGGAAUGCCAGAGGAGUAAUCCCACCCUUCUUGAGGUGGUCAGCCAAAGUCACAGAGCUCCAGUUUUGAUGCCUGGAUAUCCACAAAACGCCAGCGUUGCUCUUGGGGAAAAUGUGAGCUUCCAGUGUCGCCUGGAGGAUUCCCCGCUAGAGCCAAAGAUAACGUGGUUCCAUCCGGUGAGCGGUGUUAAUAUCGAAGAGGUACUGCAGCUACUGAAGCAGCAAUCCCAGGUCCCCAAGGACUUUAUGCCCAUGUUAACGCAAAAGGAUGAGCCACAGGUGCUUCGUCUGGGGAAUGUUUUGAUGGAGGAUUCUGGCUGGUACAUCUGCAUAGCUGAGAAUCAAAUAGGACGCACUGUUGGCGCCGCCUACCUCGAACUUUACAGUCCUGAAGACACCACAACAGCUCGUGUCUACACCAGCAGCACAGUGGGUACACCCACACCACCUGCACUCGUUCCUGAAGACACCGACGACGAGGCGGACAAUGCAGCCGAGGAAGCAGCUGCCGGCAAGGGUCCUCCAGUAUUCAAAAAGGAUUUAAAACGACUUCAGCACACAGUGGCUGGUAACACUAUGACCCUGGCUUGUCCCGUUGACGGCAAGGCGAAUAUCACUUGGACCAAGGAUAAAAAUCCCUUGAAUCGCGGACUUGGCGUUUAUUUAAAGAAGAACUUUUUCCUGCGCUUUGUGGAGGCCACCAGUGCAGAUUCGGGAAAAUAUACUUGUGAAGUUUGCAACUCCUUCGGUUGCAUUUCCUUCGAUUUCGACGUUUUGGUCAAUGAGCGCACUCGAUCCUCGCCCAUCAUCGUGGUGCCGCAGAACCAAACGGUGAUGGUGAACGGAAGCCUGGACAUCAAGUGCAGCGUCCUCUCCGAUCUGCAUCCCACUGCAAGAUGGGAACGAGCUGUUCUAAGAAAUGACUCCCUGGGAGGCUCUAGGCGAGUGGAGUUUGCCCGUCUCAACUUUACUGUGACCAACAACUCCGUGGUUUUGGAGCUACGCAAUGUGACCCACGAGCAGGAAGGCUGGUACACCUGUGUGGCCAUGAACACGCUGGGUAGCAGCAACUCCAGUGUCUACCUGAGGGUUAGGAAUCCUCUGCCGCCCUUGGAGAUCUACGCCCUGCUGCAUGCCAAUCCUCUGGGUUUUACCCUGGCUGCCAUUAUUGUGGUGGCUCUGUUUCUCCUGGGCAGUGCCUUUAUAACCAUCAUGCUCCGCCGAAUGAGGAGGGAGAAGCUCUUGAAGCUACGCAUCGAAACAGUUCAUCAGUGGACCAAGAAGGUGAUCAUCUACCGCCCGGCCGGGGAAGAAGGCAGCACCUGUAACUCCGGCGACCUGCAGAUGCCAGUCAUAAAAAUCGAAAAGCAACGCACCACCGUCUCAACAACGGGUUCGGGAGGAGCUGAUCCCGCCCAGGCCUUCAACGAGUACGAGUUCCCCCUGGACUCCAACUGGGAGAUACCCAGGCAGCAACUCAGCUUGGGCUCAAUCUUGGGCGAGGGAGCCUUUGGGCGUGUGGUCAUGGCAGAGGCAGAGGGACUGCCCCGAAGUCCCCAGCUUGCCGAGACCAUUGUGGCUGUUAAAAUGGUCAAGGAUGAACACACGGACACGGACAUGGCCAGCUUGGUGCGGGAGAUGGAGGUGAUGAAGAUGAUUGGCAAGCACAUCAAUAUCAUAAACCUGCUGGGCUGCUGCAGUCAGGGUGGUCCGCUGUGGGUGAUAGUGGAGUAUGCGCCCCAUGGCAACCUCAAGGAUUUCCUCAAACAGAAUCGACCGGGAGCUCCGCAAAGGCGGAGUGACAGCGAUGGCUACUUGGAUGACAAGCCGCUGUUACCAGCACAAGAGCUGGGCGAGAAGGAGCUUACGAAAUUUGCCUUUCAAAUUGCUCGAGGAAUGGAGUAUCUGGCUUCACGAAGGUGCAUCCAUCGCGACUUGGCCGCACGCAAUGUGCUCGUCAGCGAUGGCUAUGUGAUGAAAAUCGCUGACUUUGGCCUGGCUAGGGAUAUCCAGGAUACGGAGUACUACCGUAAAAACACCAACGGCCGGCUGCCCAUCAAAUGGAUGGCUCCAGAGUCCCUGCAGGAGAAGAAAUACGACUCGCAAAGCGACGUUUGGAGCUAUGGGGUGCUGCUUUGGGAGAUCAUGACUUACGGAGAACAGCCAUAUCCUCAAAUUCUGUCCGCCGAAGAGCUCUACAGCUACCUGAUCACGGGUCAGCGCAUGGAGAAGCCGCCCAAGUGUUCCCUCAACAUUUAUGUGGUGAUGCGUCAGUGCUGGCACUUUGAACCCUGUGCACGGCCCACAUUCACAGAGCUGGUGGAGAGCUUCGACGGGAUUCUGCAGCAGGCGAGCAGCAACCCGAACGAUGCCUAUCUGGAUCUCUCGAUGCCCAUGCUGGAGACACCGCCCUCAUCGGGGGAUGAGGAUGACGGCUCCUACAGCGAGACAUUCCGAGAAACCUCUCCGCUUAGAUACCAUUAUACCUAUAAGUUUAAUUAGUCCCUAGAUCUAGGCAACCAAGAACUUCCAACGAGUCUAAGCAAUCCCAUCGAAAAAUCGCUAAGCUUUAAUAUUUCAUUCAUUUUUUACCAACCCAGAAAU